Molecule: messenger RNA, 4908 nt
Organism: Sitophilus oryzae (rice weevil)
Lineage: Eukaryota; Metazoa; Arthropoda; Insecta; Coleoptera; Curculionidae
Product: UDP-glucose:glycoprotein glucosyltransferase
Exons: 24
Coding region: 197-4747 (1516 amino acids)
Cellular component (GO): endoplasmic reticulum
Molecular function (GO): UDP-glucose:glycoprotein glucosyltransferase activity
Source: RefSeq, a predicted model, not a curated record
UUUCAUUGGUUAAAAGUUAAAAGUUGAAAAUUCAUUUUUCCCCACACAAGGCACAACACCGCUACAGCUGGUCUUUGAAUUUGAGUAAACGAAAAUUAUCAUACAAUGUUUUUGUAUUUUAGGGUAGAGUUAAGUUAAAAAUUAUAUACUGUUUAGAUUUACAUAUUUAGGUAAACUUAGCUGCUUAUUACUGAGAAUGGAAAUAAAACGAAUAUGCAGGUUGUUCGUGUUUUUAACGAUAUUUUCUUCUGUAAUAUCAAAGAAGAAAUCAAAGUCAGUUACAACUUUACUAGAGGCAAAAUGGGAAACAACACCAUUGGUAUUAGAAGUAGCUGAAUAUUUGGCUGAAGAAAACCCGCAACUUUUUUGGGAUUAUAUCGAUUCUAUUUCGAAUUUAAGCCCACCAUUAAAUAAUAUAGAAAAUGACAAGAAUAAGUAUAAUUUAUUAUUGAAACAUGCAGAGGCAUUACUGGCACCAAUGCAGCUUUCAGUAUUAAAGUUGUCACUCUCUUUACAUAUCUAUUCUCCAAAAGUACAAAUGUUUGGUCAGAUUGCUAAUGAAAAACAUUUACCUGAUUGUGCAUGUAUAGCUGAUGUUGGUGGAAAAAUGACCUGUGAUAUAAAUCAACUGUCAAAGUUUAUAGAUAAUCCGACAGAUGUACAACAACCACCUGAGCUGUUUAGAGUUGAUAACCAUUUUCCUGGUUCGGCAAACAGGUCAUUAGCUGUAGUGCUUUAUGGUGAAUUAGGAACAGAAUGUUUUUCUCAGUUUCAUCGGUUACUCAAGAAGGAAGCAAUUGAUAAUAAAAUAGAUUAUGUUUUGAGACAUUACGUUCAGACUAAGACUAAUAAAAGAUUGAGACUAUCAGGUUAUGGGGUAGAACUCCAAAUAAAAUCUACAGAAUAUAAAUCACAGGAUGAUACUGAAGUUAAAGAAAAUAAGGCUUCAGAAGAGUCUUCACAGGAAGAAGAAGAUAUUGAGAUUGAGGGAUUUGAUUUUGCAAAAUUAAAAAAGUUGUUCCCAGAUUUAAGAAAAAACCUGGAUAAGUUUAAACAUCAUUUAGAGGACUCUUCAAAUGAGCUGGUUCCUUUAAAAGUUUGGCAGUUUCAAGAGUUAAGUUUGCAAGCUGCAGAACGGAUUAUGAAUGCACCCAAAGAUGAAAGUUUGAAAGUGUUAACAAACAUUGCUCAAAAUUUUCCAAUGCAAGCUAAAUCUUUGGUUCAAACUGUUGUUAAUCCCGAUAUGAAAAAAGAAAUGAAAAUUAAUUCUGACAUUUUUGCAUCGACCCUUAAUCUUCAACCAUCUGAUACGGCUCUUUUUAUUAAUGGAAUGUUCUAUGAUAUUGAUGUAGUUGAUAUCUAUGGGAUUUUAGAGAUAUUAAGGCAGGAAUUAAGAACCAUGGAAGGUCUUUAUUCUCUUGGAAUUGGUAAUAAACGAAUGAAGUCUUUGCUACAUCUGGAUUUUAGCGAAAGCGGCAGUUCCUCAGAAUUUGCCAUCGACAUUAGAGAUUCGUCAGUUAACUGGCUCAACGAUAUUGAAAAAGAUUCAAAGUAUCGAUAUUGGUCUAGUAGUUUAAUGGAACUAUUGAGACCAACUUUUCCAGGCAUGAUCAGACAAAUCAGAAGAAAUUUGUUCAAUUUAGUACUUAUUGUUGAUCCGAUUGAUAGUAAAGUGCGCCCUUUAUUUAAGUUGAUCGAAUCAUUUGUAGUUCAUGUUUCGCCUAUUCGAGUAGGAGUAGUUUUCAAUGUGAACGCUUCCAAAUCAGUAACUGGAUUGCAGGAUGCGGGUGUAGCUAUGCUAUGUGCAUUUAAUUAUGUUCAACAAAGUAAAGAUGCCCUUACAGCUUUUUCGUUUUUAAGGAGUAUCAUGAAAAGGGCUGAUGAUAAUCAGGUAACUGUUGAAGACGUGAAGAAAGAGUUAAGAUCGCAAUAUAGUGAAGAUCCAAAUGAUAUUUUAGGUGAAGAUUCUGAUUAUGAUUUUGGAAGACAGCUCUCCAAAGAUUUUAUUGACAGAACUGGCCUUUCUGUAUUUCCACAAGCAUUGCUCAACGGUAUUCCGUUACCAUAUGAUAAGGUAAAUGUUGACGAUUUUGAAGAAGCAGUAAUUCAAGAAAUAAUGCAACACACAGCGUUUGUUCAAAAACAGGUUUACAGAGGAAAAGUUUCAGAGGGUCAAGAUAUAUUUAAUUAUUUAAUGGACCAACCUAAUGUAAUGCCAAGAUUGAACGACAGAGUUCUAAAUCGGGAAAGGUCAUUUUAUUUAGACAUGUCUGGGAAAUCUAUUAGUAUCACAAACCUGGAGGCUUUGCUGAAAUUGAAUAUCCCAGACAUGACUGCAACCGCAGUGGAAAAUUUAAGAUAUUUUACUGUACCUAAGAAAGGAAGGCAAUAUCAUUCCAUCUCGUAUUGGAUUGCAGGCGAUUUGGAUUGUCCAAGAUCAAGACAACUUCUGCUGGAAGCUUUGGAACAUCUGAAGUUAGAAAGUGACAUAAGAGUAAGUUUUCUACCAAACGUCAACGGAAAUAAGAACAAUUUGUAUAAUAAACUGGUCUUGGCUUUACUUGAAGUGCUGCCCUCUGAUGGAGCUUUAAAUACGAUGCUCGCGCUUUUGAGAGAUCCAGAUACUAACGAAAAAUUAGAAAAAGGUGACAAGUUGGACAUUUCAUCUGAAGUUUGGUCCAGAGUCGAAGCGCAGGAACUUAAUUUAAAAAUGCUCAGAGUCUACAGUCAAAAAGUACUGAAUCUUAAAGCAUCUGAACGUGCCAUUGUUGCUAAUGGAAGGGUACUUGGUCCAUUAAACGAAGAUGAAUUGUUUACAGGGGAUGAUUUUUCCUUAUUGGAAAGAUUUACCGGUGCUUCAUAUUUAGAUAAGAUAAAUGCCGCUAUUGCGGCUACAGAUGACGACGAAGAUUAUGCAAUUACUAGCAAUACCAUUUUAAAAAUCGAACCGCUACUGGUUUCGAAGUCGUCAAGUAAAUCACGUUUUGAUGUUUCGUACAGUUCAGAUGAACAUUCAGUUCUAAAAAUUCCCGCCCAACAUCCGGAUAGGGUAGCCUUCGAUUUAGUUGCUGUGGUUGAUCCAGUGUCGAGAGGAGCGCAAAAAUUAGGGCCUAUUUUACAAGUAUUAAGUGAGGUACUGAAUUGUAACAUAAAGGUCUUUUUGAAUUGUGUGGAGAAAAACAGUGACAUGCCUGUGAAAAGUUUCUAUCGGUUUGUCGUGGAGCCAGAGAUACAGUUCUCGGAAGAUGGUAAACAAUUACCGGGACCAAUGGCCAGGUUUAAUAAUAUGCCGUUGUCUCCAUUAUUGACACAAAAUUAUCAUGUCCCAGAAAACUGGUUGGUUGAAGUAGUUCGAUCCGUUUAUGAUUUGGACAAUAUUCGUCUGGAGAAUGUUGAAAGUAAUGUACAUAGCGAAUAUGAGUUGGAGUAUCUUCUUCUGGAAGGUCAUUGUUUCGAACAAACAGCCGGUAGUCCUCCGAGAGGGCUUCAAAUCACUUUAGGGACUGAAAGUAACCCUGUCAUUGUCGAUACGAUUGUGAUGGCCAAUUUGGGAUAUUUCCAAUUGAAAGCUAAUCCUGGAGCUUGGCUUCUUAGGUUAAGGCAAGGAAGAAGUGCCGAUAUUUAUGACAUUGUCAGCCAUGAUAAUACCGAUAGUCCACCAAACUCGACUGAUAUCAAAGUACUUAUUAGUUCAUUAAGGUCUCAUAUAGUUAAGUUAAGGGUACAAAAGAAGCCAGAUAAAUAUAACUUGGAUUUGCUUUCUGAUGAUGAGGAGAAUACUGGAUUAUGGAAUUCUAUUACUAGUUCUUUUAGCGGAAAAGAAGAUGAAAAGGAAGAAAAACUAAAUAUAUUUUCAGUCGCGUCUGGUCAUCUGUACGAACGAUUUUUAAGAAUCAUGAUGUUGUCAGUAUUGAAACAUACUAAAACACCCGUGAAAUUUUGGUUUUUGAAAAAUUAUCUAUCGCCACAAAUAAAGGACUUUUUGCCUUAUAUGGCUAAACAGUAUGGGUUCGAAUAUGAAUUAGUCCAGUACAAGUGGCCCAGGUGGUUGAUUCAGCAAACCGAAAAGCAAAGAAUAAUUUGGGGAUACAAGAUUUUGUUCCUGGACGUCUUGUUUCCUCUUGAUGUUAAAAAAAUCAUUUUUGUUGAUGCUGACCAGGUAGUUAGAACAGACUUGAAAGAGCUACGAGAUUUAGAUUUAGGUGGAGCACCUUACGGAUAUACGCCGUUUUGCGAUUCACGCACGGAAAUGGAUGGUUUCAGGUUUUGGAAACAAGGGUAUUGGCGAAAUCAUUUGCAAGGUCGAAGGUACCAUAUUUCCGCAUUGUAUGUUGUCGAUCUGAAAAGAUUCCGACGCAUAGCGGCUGGUGAUCGAUUGCGUGGUCAGUACCAAGCCUUAAGUCAAGACCCCAACAGUCUUUCAAAUUUGGAUCAGGACUUGCCAAACAAUAUGAUCCAUCAGGUGGCGAUUAAAUCUCUGCCUCAAGAGUGGUUGUGGUGUGAGACGUGGUGUGACGACGCGUCUAAAGGGAAAGCCAAGACCAUCGAUUUGUGCAAUAAUCCUUUAACAAAAGAGGCGAAACUGUCAGCAGCUAUAAGAAUUCUACCCGAAUGGAAAGGUUACGACGAAGAAAUAAGAGAAUUACAAAAGAAAAUAGACUCUGGUCUAUUUGAUGAUGACUCUGCUACCGAAGAUAAACAGAGCGACAGCCAUAAAGAUACGACUGAUAUACAUUCAGAACUAUAGGGUAAUAACAAAAAUAAAUUAAUGUAAAUUUAACUAUGUACAGUAAUAGGAUUGCAUUAUAGGUUAUUUAAUUGUCAUAAACUGUCGAUAAGUUAGUACUAUUUACAUUCUUUUCCAUUCUGUGAAAGUAUUUUUUAAAAAUAAAACGUUUUGAAACUAUA